CUCUCUAGAGCAACAAUGGCUACGGCUGGUUCUUCCCUUACAAUUGCGUCGUCCUUCUCCGAACACCGGACUCAGAUUCAUUCAUCGAACCGCUCGAACCUCCCUCUUCAGUACUCCCUCUCGUAUAAGGCCAAUUCACGGAGCAGAGGUAGAAGACUAGGACUCGUCGUAAGCUCCGUUUCAUCGCCGAAAGUUGAGCUCCGCACUGGACCCGAUGAUCUCAUUUCAUCCCUCCUCUCUAAGGUUGCGAACAGCGAUGGAGGUGUGACACUAACCCCUGAGCAACACAAGGAAGUGGCGCAAGUGGCUGGGGAGCUUCAGAAGUAUUGUGUCAGUGAGCCUGUUAAGUGCCCUCUCAUUUUCGGAGAUUGGGACGUGGUGUACUGUUCUAGACCGACCUCUCCUGGUGGAGGCUACAGAAGCGUGAUAGGCCGCCUCUUCUUCAGAACAAAAGAGAUGAUCCAAGGCAUUGAUUCUCCUGAUACCGUCAGGAACAGAGUUUCCUUCACUGCUCUUGGUUUUCUUGACGGAGACGUCUCUUUGACAGGGAAGCUGAACGUGUUGGACAGUGAGUGGGUUCAGGUGAUAUUCGAGCCUCCGGAACUCAAGGUUGGUUCUCUGGAGUUUAAAUAUGGGUUUGAAAGCGAAGUGAAGCUUCGGAUCACAUACGUUGAUGAGAAACUUAGGUUGGGAAUAGGCUCUAGAGGAUCACUGUUCGUCUUUAGGAGGCGUCAAUAGUAAUACAUUAUAUGAACUUCCAUGUCUCUUCUCUCCCUGUUUUUUUAGUUCUGUGUCGAUCAAUGCAAAUUCACUACAGAAAAAAAGAAACAACAAAUGGGUGUACCUGCGAGAGUGUUUUAAGAUGGAAACAUUGUUGUGUAAUGUAAACUUCUAUCCAAGAGUGUCUCUACACA
Brassica napus (rape) is the source of this 914-nucleotide messenger RNA. Its product is annotated as probable plastid-lipid-associated protein 8, chloroplastic. The record is from RefSeq and is a predicted model, not a curated record. NCBI's taxonomy places the organism in Eukaryota, Viridiplantae, Streptophyta, Magnoliopsida, Brassicales, Brassicaceae. Bases 16 to 738 code for a protein of 240 amino acids. The transcript has 4 exons.